UGCCAUUCUAAAAUUCGAUAUUGAUACACGUCGGUUUUUCGGUUUUUUUCAAUCAAAUUUUUUCUUUGAAACAAAAAAGUUUAAAAAUUUUCUUUGUCAAAAAUGAUGAUAUUACCAUUCAUUUCAUUUUUUGUAAUCUGUUUCAUUCGAUCAUCAUUGGCAAAUGAUUCAGUAUUAGUUUUAUUGGAUCAUUUAUCCAUUAAAGAAACACAUUCCAUUUUCUUUAAAUCAUUACAAGAUAGAGGAUUUGAACUUACAUUUCGUUUGGCUGAUGAUGCAACAUUAUCGUUGAAUAAAUAUGGUACACCAUUAUAUCAACAUUUGAUUCUAUUUUCACCAUCGGCUGAAGAAUUUGGUGGCAAUAUCAACACACAGGCAAUUACCGAAUUUAUUGAUAAUGGUGGUAAUAUAUUGGUGGCUGUAAAUGAAAAUGUUGGUGAUGCUAUACGUGAAUUAGCUGUCGAAUGUGGUGUUGAAAUUGAUGAAGAAGGUGCACAAAUUAUUGAUCAUUUUAAUUAUGAUAUUAAUGAUGAUGGUAUGCAUACAUUGGUCGUUGUUGAUAAGGAAAAUUUAAUCGAUGCCCAGACUAUUGUUGGUAAUCGAUCCAAAAUUAAUCCAAUAUUAUUUCGUGGUAUCGGUAUGAUUUCUGAUCCAAAAAAUACAUUAGUUCUUGAUGUAUUGAAAGGUUCAUCCACUUGUUAUUCACAUAAUCCAUUGAAAGAUAUUACCGAGUAUCCACAUGUUGUUGGCAAAAAUACUUUAUUAAUAUCAGCAUUACAAGCACGUAAUAAUGCACGUGUUAUAUUUGUUGGUUCAUUAGAUUUUUUUAGUGAUAAUUUUUUUCAAUCAUCAAUCAAAAUAAUAAAUGGUCAACAAUAUGAUAAAUCUGGUAAUGAACAAUUAGCUAAAUCAUUAUCUGGUUGGGUAUUUAAACAACAAGGUGUAUUACGUAUUGAUUCAGUUCGUCAUUUUAAAACUGAUCAACCAAAUGAAAAUCAAUCAUAUACAAUAAUGGAUGAUGUUGAAUAUUGGGCAAUGAUUGAAAUUUAUGAAAAUGGUCAAUGGUUACCAUAUAAUGCUGAUGAUAUUCAAUUAGAAUUUGUUCGUAUUGAUCCAUUUAUUCGUCAAACAUUGACAAAAGAAAACAAUGAAUAUGUUGCCCGUUUUCGUAUACCAGAUGUAUAUGGUGUUUAUAAAUUUAUUAUCGAUUAUAAACGUAUUGGUUAUACAAAUCUUUAUUCAUCAACACAGGUAUCAGUUCGUCCAUUACAACAUACACAAUAUGAACGUUUUAUAAUAUCAGCAUAUCCAUAUUAUUUUAGUACAUUUUCAAUGAUGUUUGGUGUAUUUAUAUUUAGUUUUGUAUUUCUUUAUUUUCGUGAACAAACAACCAAAACUAAAUCAGAAUAAAACAACAACAACAACAAAUACAAAC
Dermatophagoides pteronyssinus (European house dust mite) is the source of this 1435-nucleotide messenger RNA. It is a transcript of the gene Ost48, whose product is annotated as dolichyl-diphosphooligosaccharide--protein glycosyltransferase non-catalytic subunit Ost48. NCBI's taxonomy places the organism in Eukaryota, Metazoa, Arthropoda, Arachnida, Sarcoptiformes, Pyroglyphidae. The record is from RefSeq and is a predicted model, not a curated record. Gene Ontology annotation, cellular component: endoplasmic reticulum membrane; oligosaccharyltransferase complex.